AUGCGCACUCCCGCUGGGCCCGCGGGUAGGAAGCGGCGGCUCGACCGCGGCGUCUGCGCAGGCGCCGGGGGCGGAGCUAACGUGACGCGUGGGGUCCGGCUCUUCCCUCCCGCCCCCCGGCUGCAACGGCCACGUCGGCGGGCCCCCCCGACCCCGACCCCGACCCGCGGGGCGCGGACUCCGCGUCUUCUUCGGGAGGUUCCCGGAUCUUCCCGGCCCCGCAUGAGCCAGGGGGCUAUGCCCCAGCCGGAGGGCUGGCCGGGGGCCGGACGGCCGGACCCCCCGGCGCUGGAGCCGGAGAGGGCUCCGCCGGGCCGGGGGCAGGCGGCGACGGCCCGGGACCCGGCGGGACCCGGAGGCCCACGGACCUCGGCGGCCACGCCGCUGGACGCGGAACAUGAGGAGGACAUGUAUCGUGCUGCAGAUGAAAUAGAAAAGGAAAAAGAAUUACUUAUUCACGACCGAGAGUCAUCUGAACACAAAUUAAGUGUGGCACCAGAAAUGGAUAUCAUGGACUAUUGUAAAAAAGAGUGGAGAGGAAAUACACAAAAGGCAAAAUGUAUGAAAAAGGGCUACGAAGAAGUUUCUAAGAAAUUUACCUCUAUAAGGAGAGUGCGGGGAGACAACUACUGUGCCCUCAGGGCAACUCUGUUCCAGGCAAUGAGCCAAGCCACUGAGCUCCCGACCUGGCUUCAGGAUCAAGAUAUAGUGAAGUUACCAGAAAAGCUCAUCAGCAGAUACAGCUGGAUCAAGCAUUGGGAACUUGGCCUCAAACUUGCUGGGAAGGGAGAGGACCUGAGUGACAAAAUUCAAGAAUCCCUAGCUCUGUUAAGGAGGAAGUGGGCCAGUCUGGCUGAAAUGAAAAUCACGGAAGACAAGCAAGCCGCUUGUGAUGAGCUGUUUGGAAAUGAGGAGGAAGAAUACAGCCUCUAUGAAGCUGUGAAAUUUUUGAUGCUGAACACAGCUAUCGAACUUUAUGAUCAUAAAGAAAAUGGAAAGGAAGUACCAUUUUUCUCUGUGCUUCUGUUUGCUCGAGACACAUCCAGUGAUCCCGGUCAGUUGCUGAGGAAUCAUUUGAAUCAAGUUGGGCGCACUGGUGGCCUUGAGCAAGUUGAAAUGUUUCUUCUGGCCUAUGCUGUGUGCCACACCAUCCAAGUGUAUCGGCUGUCCAAGUACAACACCGAAGAAUUCAUCACCCUGUAUCCGACAGAGCCCCAGCAGGGCUGGCCCAUGGUGACUCUGAUAGCUGAGGAUGACCGGCAUUACAACAUUCCCGUCAGAGUGUGUGAGGAGACCAGCUUGUGAAUCCAAGCGGCCCUUCUUCUGAGCUCCAGGGGCUGGGGCCGAAAUGACAGGUCUCUGUCAUCCCUAAGCCCGAGGGACCAUGCUACAAUUUAUGAGACCCUCCCUCACCGUAUAUGGUAUCUGAAUUUAGAUUCCACAAAAGACUACCUUUGGACCCUACAGGAAGUGGAUCCAUUGAGCAUAGUCUUUUCCUGGGUGAUGGGUCACAUUAAGAGGCCUAUACAGAAGGUGUAAAGUCCAUGCCUCUAAUAGAGCAAAAUACCUCUGGAUUAGAGACGCCGUUCACAAGGAGACGUACUGUCAAAGCCAGACCUCCCCACAGUGAGAAACUGGCAUUUGAUUCUUUUAGGAAGGGAUUCAGGCAGUGUUUUCAGCGGUGAUGGGUCUCUGUGAUAGUCUUCCUAUGCAAUGUGCCCAAGUGUUCGGGCUCUGGAAGUGAAUUUAGUAAUACCACUUGCUUCUAGGCACUCUUGCCCCAUUGCUGCAGCUGGACAAGGAUGCGGAAGUUGGCUUGUGGUGGUUUUUGGUUUUUGUUUUUUAAUGUUGGAAAUGAAAUAUACUUGAGGGGAUUCUAAUUAGGUAAUGAGGAGAUUAGAACACAUUGGAGGGAUGACCUGGAGGCACAGGGAGACCUGGCAAAGGGGGCACAGAGCUUAUCCGCUCAGAUCACCCUGAAAGAAGCGGGUAGAUCUCUAGGAGAGAGUUGGUCCUCCCUACGUCUGGAUGGUCACAAAGUCCAGGUAACGUCAGGUUGCUGUAGUUAUGGAGUGCCAGGAUUUUAGUCUGAGGCUUCACUGUGCAAGGGAUGGGUGGGAGCUGUAUGUACCUAAGGUUAAGAUUUCUAGGCCCACUGUCCAUGAAUAACCAUAUUUACUCUUUUUUUCAAGUUAUUUAAGUAACAGCGGGCAGCUGUAUCCCAAGGUUGCCAAAGUUGUUGAUUAGGUAGGUCACUCUGAUAUUUUAAUUUGGGCCAAAACACGGUGUAUUAAUUCUAAGAAUAAGAAUGACAAAUUUAAUAAAUUGCAAAAGUACAAUAACCUAA
Molecule: messenger RNA, 2347 nt
Organism: Tachyglossus aculeatus (Australian echidna)
Lineage: Eukaryota; Metazoa; Chordata; Mammalia; Monotremata; Tachyglossidae
Gene: OTULIN
Product: OTU deubiquitinase with linear linkage specificity
Exons: 8
Coding region: 1-1305 (434 amino acids)
Biological process (GO): protein linear deubiquitination
Molecular function (GO): cysteine-type deubiquitinase activity
Source: RefSeq, a predicted model, not a curated record